CUUUCGCAAUGUAUAUAUAGGUUGCACAGGCCCCAGAGGCGCCUCCGGAGUUUAAGACUUGCAGCAAUGGUUGCCAAGAUGAGUAGCGCCGCCAAGGCAUACGCUGCCGUUGUUCUGAUCAGGCUCAUGUACUCCGGCAUGCAUGUCAUGAGCAAGGUGGCCCUGAAUGAAGGCAUGAACCCCCUGGUGUUUGUGUUCUACCGGCAUAGCACCGCUGCGCUCGUGUUGAUCCCUCUUACUUUUGUUAUCGAGAGGCGAAAAGCUAAGCCGGUGACGUUCAAGAUUGCAUGCAAGAUGUUUAUUCAUGCCUUAUAUGGGGUGACGGCAUGUGGUGACUUAUUCAACCUUGGCCUCAACUAUGCUUCAGCUACAUCGUCAUCGGCAUUGUACAAUGUUCAACCGGUGGUCACGUUCAUCCUAGCCGUUAUAUUUGGGAUGGAGACUAUGAAAUUGACGAGGUUCCACGGCAAAGUAAAAUUCGCUGGUAUUCUUUUCUGCAUCGUCGGUGUCACCGUGCUGGCCUUCUAUGAAGGACCAAUGUUCAAAUCCUUCAACCAUCACCAGCUCUUUCAGCACCGCGACAACGGCUCACCUGGAGCAGACACCAACUCCAAGAAGCAAUGGGUGUUGGGAAUUUUCCUCAUGACACUAUCUAACGUCUUAGCAGGCUUAUGGACAGUGCUUCAGGGGCCAUUAAUAGAAGACACUUCCAAGCUGAUGAACACCACGCUUCAGAUCUCAUGCGCGUCGGUCCAAGCCUUCGUUGUGGCUAUCGCAGCCGAGAGGGACUUCUCCAAGUGGAAGCUGGGCUGGAAUGUUAGCCUCGUCGCGAUAAUCUACAGCGGUGUGAUUGUUACUGCGCUUUCGUACUACAUGCAAAUGUGGACGAUCGCCAAGAGGGGGCCGGUGUUCCUUGCCAUGUCGAUGCCGCUUACUUUCGUGUUCACAAUCAUCAUAUCCUCCUUCAUUUUAGGGGACGCAGUUAGCCUAGGGAGUAUUUUUGCCGGGAUACUACUGAUUGGAGGCCUGUAUAAUGUCUUUUGGGGUAAAAGCAUCGAGGAGAAAGAUGACAUUAACAAGAUAAGCACAGGUAAACCUGGCCUGGAGCUGCAGGACAAGGAGGCGCCCCAAGUGGCAGAUGACGAUGCAGAAGCAAAGGUCUAGCUCAGGCAGGCGAUGGAUGUGACAGAAAAGAUUGUGUCAAAGCCAAGCUAGCCACUGGUUUCAGGGUGCUGCGAACGAACGCACGCAUAUGCAGCAGCUCUACUCACCUGAACUGGUGGCGCCCAAUUGCAUUGGUUUCGGACGAUAAGAUGACUUUGUGCCAUUGUAUCUGCUCCUGGCGCAGCACAAUGUUUCCUUUGCACUACCAUAGUUUAUUCAUCCGCAUGAAUAAAAAGGAGUUUGGGUCGCUUUUAGUGA
Molecule: messenger RNA, 1422 nt
Organism: Phragmites australis (common reed)
Lineage: Eukaryota; Viridiplantae; Streptophyta; Magnoliopsida; Poales; Poaceae
Product: WAT1-related protein At5g64700-like
Exons: 7
Coding region: 67-1164 (365 amino acids)
Cellular component (GO): plasma membrane
Molecular function (GO): transmembrane transporter activity
Source: RefSeq, a predicted model, not a curated record